Molecule: messenger RNA, 1553 nt
Organism: Astyanax mexicanus (Mexican tetra)
Lineage: Eukaryota; Metazoa; Chordata; Actinopteri; Characiformes; Acestrorhamphidae
Product: scaffold attachment factor B2-like
Exons: 4
Coding region: 115-975 (286 amino acids)
Source: RefSeq, a predicted model, not a curated record
CUGCGUCCGAAAUCGCAUACUUCCAUACUAAACAGUACGCAAAAGCAGUAUGCGAGAUGGGGUAGUGUGUCCGAAUGCGCAGUAUGCGAGUUUAGGUACGCAAAAAGUUCCCGGAUGACGUACUGCACUGGGACAGAUUUUGAAGUAUGCAAGCCCUGCACACUUCACCCGCUCAUAUUUCCCAGAGUUCCAAGGGGGGCGGCGGAAGCGAAGCAGAGGUUGAAGAUGGCGGACAGCGGUGACGCGGGUCUUUACAAGUGGAGUGAUGAGGACACCAGGGAGCUGAUCCGGUGGAGGGUGGCGAAUGAGGCCCUCUUCACCGGAAAAAGAAAUGCAGCAGUUCGAGGAUUUGAAGCCUUCGUGUUGGAGAAAAAAUUUAAAGGGAAGGUGACCCCUGUCUUCGUAAAGAAGAAAUGGGAGAACCUAAAACAAAAGUACAAGGAACUCAGGUGCCCCCCUACUGGGGUGAGUACUGAGGGUGGUGAAUUAACAGCAGCAUCCUGGAAAUGGUAUACCGCCAUGGAUGAGGCAAUAGGUGGGAGGCCAUCAAUUAGCCCACCCACCCUUAUUGCCUCAUCUGGCCAGGGUGCUGCUGAAGCUUCAACACCCUCUUGUAGGCCAGGAGACAGCCAGACCCCAGGCAGGAAAAGGCAGAGGGAGACCGACCUCAUAGUUUUUUUAAAGGAGAUGGAAGAGAGGGAAAAUGAGAGAGAGCGAGAGGCAGCAGAGAGAGAGGAGAGGCGAUGGCAAGAGGCUGAGGAGAGAGAGGAAAGAAGAGAGAGGGAAAGAAUUGAGCGUGAGGAAAGGCGAGAGCAAGAGACGAGAGAGAGAGGAAAGGAGAGAUCGAGAGGCCAGAGAGAGAGAGAGGAAAGGAGAGAGACAGAAGCGAGAAUAAGGGAAGAAAGGAGAGAUAGAGAGGAGAGAGAGAGGGAAGAAAGAUUCUUGCAAAUAUUGGGGAUUCUUGUUAAAAAAUAAACAUUUAAAAAUCAGUUUGCACGUCCAGUGGUAUUAUUGUGUCUUGAGAAACGGCAGUUUAUAUUUGCAUAUUAUAGAAGAAUGUUAGUAUUCUAACUGUGAAGAAGGACAUUUAAAGUUUACUCACCCCAGUCUAUAAUUGACAAUGUAGUAUUUAUUCCAAACAAGCAAGACAUUUUCAGGGACUAGGAAUUUACAACUCUAUUAAGUGAAUUUAAGUGUUUUAUCUUUAGAAAUAUCUUUCUUUUAACUCUUAGUUAAAUUAAAAGUAGCAAUUUAAGUUUAUGGUUACUGUAAGGCAGGGGUGCCCAAUCUUUUCCACAAUGGGCCGGUGUAACUGCAGGUGUGUUAUCCGUAACUGUGACACCAUUAUGAGCUAAACUUAGUUUCUUUAAAAAAUAAUAAUAAUAAUAAUAAUGACAAGUUCACCUAACUCAAGCAGUUUGAUUCAGUACCUUUUGGUUGUUUACUGCCCCAAAGAUGGCUCCAAUCUGCUGCAGAGAAUAAGGGAGGAAAGUUCUGAGGAAACAGGGCAGCAUUUAAAUGCUCUUGGUAGUGCAGGUAUGUAUGCAUAUGUA